Molecule: messenger RNA, 1086 nt
Organism: Anthostomella pinea
Lineage: Eukaryota; Fungi; Ascomycota; Sordariomycetes; Xylariales; Xylariaceae
Source: the annotation of a GenBank genome assembly
AUGGCGAAACAGGCUCGAAGAAAUCUAGUCAACCACUACGACUUUGCUAGCUACGAAGUUCCCACCUACCGCGUGAAUCGAGAGGCGAGAGCAUAUCGAGAGCAACUUGCUGCCGCAAAAGAACCUGGGGAAGCAUUGGUACCUUUGACUGGGACUCGACCCAGGGUUCACAUCGCCCCGUUGGUCUGGUUCUCAGACCUCAGCUUUAGCGGGGAAAUAGAUGAUGGCGUAAGCCGAUACGAGCGGAUCCGGGCGGGAAUCCGGAAUCAUGUCGACGUUUACUGGGAGGAGCAUAAUGCCGAUCACGAAGCCGAUCGCUCAGACCCGGGAGAUUUCGAGCAUUCGGGCAUCGACGACUCGGAGAUUGAAGAGGACGAGGCAUCAACCAGUGAAGAAGAUGACUUGAGAGUUCUCUCUGGCUCAGACGACGAGGCAGACGAUGACGGUGAUCCCAGUUCCCUGGGUGGCAUUACAUCGUCCAGUGGACAACAAGAGGACAUGGAAGGCAUGGAUAUCGACGGAUAUCCAGCAGAUCCAACUUCGUGGCCUAUGGUACUUGUCAGUCGCACUCAGUCGGUGAAGCGUGAGCGCGCUGCAUCCAACGCCUACAAUAUCUCGGUUCAGUACGUCGAGAACGGGCAUACCGUACAGCUCCGGAUGUGGUAUGGCGACGGCAACCUGUACGUCGGCCCGACGGUGCCGGCGAGUAUCCAGACUGCUUUCAACUACACGGUCCCCGACACCCGCGCCGACCUCCUCUACAUCACACCCAGCGACACCACCACCACAGCCUCCUUCCCUAACCUCCCCGACCCAACCUUCCUAGUCCUAAGCAACGCCCCCAGCGCCUCCGACCCGCUCUUCUUCACACACAGCGUCGCCGCCCUGGGCGCCGACGCCAUGCUGUUCUGGACGCGCUACGAGUCGAUGCUGUUCCCCGUCCCCGUCCCCUCACCAGAAACGAGAACCUGGAGACGCACUUCUACCUCGCGGCGGCCGAGGACACGUACGUGGCUCGCUGGCGUGGGCGCAGCGGGGGCGUGGGCGCGACGGCGCUGGCUUUGGGCGAGGAUGUACGGGGGUUGA